UAGUUUUUUUAUGACUGCCUACAAAAUAUGCUUACAAUGUAAAUCACACUUGUAUCAGAAAUGAGAGACAAUUUUUCAUGGAAAUGAGGAUUUCCUGUAUGUAAAAGGCUAAAAAACCCAUAAUUUUCACUUCCCUUUUCAUUACAAAUAAAACACCGCUGUCAAUCCCUGGUUCUUUUCAAAAAGAGCAGUCACAAUGGACCUGGUUAUUUCCCUCUUAGUGCUUUCAACACUGCCGCAGCUUGUACAACCUGUGGUCCCCCCUUUGUUAUUUAGAACUGUUGUGGAGAUCACAUCUGGAGACUCAAAAGUCUUCUCUGGGGAGAGUGUCCGGCUGAGAUGCAGCAUUCCUGAUAACUACAACUUCACCUGGCGUUACCUGUGGUUCAGAGGGUCGAAGCAGCUUCCACAAAAUGGAGAAAAUAUAGUCCUAUGGAAUGCAAAUAUUAAAGAGAGUGGGAAAUAUUACUGCCAAGGAUUUAGGAACUCUAUUGUUGGAAAGAUACAUACCCUCAAAAGUCUGCCAGUGGAGAUCACUGUGGAUGGGGGGUGGGCCAUCCUGCAGGUCCCACCACAUCCUGGACUUGUUGGAGAAUCCCUGAUAAUGACCUGUCAUGUCCGAGGAAACCCCCCCAUCCGUGAGGCAAUUCUGUACAAAGACGGCGUUGAAGUGUUGAGACAGAAUGGCUCUGGUGGACAUUUGCACCUGACCAAUCUGACUCUGGAGGAUGGAGGGCUGUACUCUUGCAGAGCCUCCUGGGAUACAUUCAGACAUACAGUUUCUGUGAUUUCAACUGCCACUCAACUACAGGUUUUAGAGGUUUUGACACAGCCAAUAAUGGAGAUUGUUGACGACAAACCAAUAAAUCCAUCAAAUAUGAAACUUGUGUGCCAUGUACAAUACAACGCCAGGGAUCCUGCACCUCCAAUGUACUUCUAUUUCUACAAGAAUAACAAGCACCUGGCAAUGGCUAUUUCUCAGAACUAUAUCCUGGUCACACGAAGCCCGGGCACAUUCACCUGCAUGGCCAUGGUGCCUCAGAUGGGGGUUUCCAGGCAGAGUGACCCUAAGAGCUUUGGACAAGUGACAGGAACACAGACAAUGAAGCCUCCACCUCUUCCAGACAGCGACCCAUGGACCUCAGCCUCCCCAGACAUGACCUUAUUCCCUUCAUUUGAGCCUUCAGAGGUCCAAUCCUCCACCCAUCCACCCACUGCACCCACUAUGGACAGCACCCAGUCCUCAGAGCCUCCUCUAAUGACCUCACAGCCAGCACUAACCACUCCAUCAUCCACACUCCAGUCUGCAAACAACCAAACUGUUGCCUCAGAGACUGAAGAUGCAUCUGGGGGGUCCAGUGAAAUGUCUGGGGAUUCUCCAGAUGCUGAAAUGGAGUGAUGAGUUAUCAUAUGUUACAUGCAGAUCACUAAAGAAAAUAAUGGUGGAGGAUAAUGUGUGAUGAUUUUAGCUUCUUGUAACAAUCCCAUUAUGCUGUAAUUUUCAUGAAGAUUUAUGUG
Sphaeramia orbicularis (orbiculate cardinalfish) is the source of this 1518-nucleotide messenger RNA. RefSeq names its product Fc receptor-like A. The transcript has 6 exons. Gene Ontology annotation, molecular function: transmembrane signaling receptor activity. The coding region runs from base 197 to 1399 and encodes 400 amino acids. Gene Ontology annotation, biological process: immune response; cell surface receptor signaling pathway. The record is from RefSeq and is a predicted model, not a curated record. NCBI's taxonomy places the organism in Eukaryota, Metazoa, Chordata, Actinopteri, Kurtiformes, Apogonidae. Gene Ontology annotation, cellular component: external side of plasma membrane.